Molecule: messenger RNA, 1281 nt
Organism: Suillus paluster
Lineage: Eukaryota; Fungi; Basidiomycota; Agaricomycetes; Boletales; Suillaceae
Exons: 4
Coding region: 156-1052 (298 amino acids)
Source: RefSeq, a predicted model, not a curated record
GAUGAGCAUGCAAAGUACGAUGUCUAUUCUCUCAGUCAUCGCUAUGAUUUUGCUCACGUGAUCUAUACGCGCUUCCUGGUCAGCCCUCAAGAGUCUGGGUCACUGACCAUCCUGUCAGCCUUGCUCACUUGUCUGGUCAGCCCAUCCCGUCAGCCAUGCAUUACGGCCAAUACAUAAGAGCUGCGCUUCUGCUUUCGACCAGUUUCACUAUCCAUCGACCAUGCACGCCCACACCAUGCAUAUCCGUACCGCAUCUACCUCGAGCUCUCUCUUGGCCCCACCGAACGCUCCUUGUAUCAAAGAAGACAUCCUAUCAGCCGGAGAAAGCGCGAAUGCCAGGGUCGACAGCUACCCCUCAUCCGCGAUCCAUACCUUCGUUUCCUAAACCUCAUUACAGGCGCGUUCCCCAAGCACCCAGACCUGACAUUCACGUCUUCCUCCCUCCUCCGCCAUACACCGAGUCUACAUCCUUCCUCGCUGUUCCAAACAAUACACCUGCUACCACCCCACCCCUCCCUCCACUCAGCAGUAGCAGCAGCUCCGACGACUCAGUUGCGCUCAGUACUCCCAACGGCGUGGGUUUGCACGCGCAAAGUCGGUCAGGACUAGUAGGCCUGGGUUUCGAAGGCCUAGAGAAAGGCCGAGGCGGGGUAUUCGACGGGCUCGGAAGGCUCAGCGACGGAUUCAGAUUAUCCGAUUCCUCAUCUAGCCAAGACUCUUCACACCGAUCCAGCGAUCCCCCGCGUACACAAAUUCAGUCCAAAGCGGCUUCAACACGACCCAAGAAGAGACACGACGUGUUCUUCCCGUGCCCACACCACUCUAGGUCGUUGUCGCCUGUAUCGUUCCUAGCACAGGCGCUUCCCAACACUGCGAUGUUGCAGUUCCGUAUUCGCCGUCGUGUCGAGGCUGGAUCACCUACGCCUGCUCCUGAUAUGAAGUUUGAUCCUAGUAGGAGCACGGUGUCGACUGAGCUGAAGCGAGCUGCGGGAAUGGAACGUCGGGUAUCAUUGAGUCGGUAUGGCAGUGGACGAGUUGCAUGGCGGGUGUAGGAUAGAGAUGAUAACACCUAAGGACAAAUAAGCAAGUUGCAGUGUCACAGCCGGAUUCAUUUGAGCAGGCAUAGUCUUUCAGGCAAAGCCGGUCUUCAAAAAACGACAAACGACGUCCAACGAGCACAUACAACGUGCCGUGACUCAUGAACCACCACGGCAGCCUGACAGACGGCGUUGCUGCAGAUGGCGAAUGUGCACAAAGGGCAAGCACCCGUAUUGUCUUGGU